AACCACAACAAAAGAGAACAAGGCUCAACUCAACACAACCAACCCAACACAACACAACAGUGUACACAAAACAAAAGCAGUAAUGGCUAGUGCUUUAUCUGUAGGUUCAGGCUGUGCUUUUCCCUUUCACAACAACACCUCCUUGUCCAUGGCAGCCAAACCGUCACUCCUUCAGCUGAAGAAGCCUUUCGCUUCUAUAGGAACCGAAACAACACCGGCGGUGUCUCCGGCAGUUCAAACCUUCUGGCAGUGGCUGAAGGAAGAAGGCGUUAUCUCUGCCAAGACACCAGUGAAACCUGGUGCAGUCCCUGAAGGCCUUGGUCUAGUUGCCGUGAAAGACAUUUCAAGAAACGACGUGGUUUUGCAGGUGCCCAAGAGGCUCUGGAUAAACCCUGAUGCUGUUGCAGCUUCAGAGAUAGGGAACGUGUGUAGUGGGUUGAAGCCAUGGUUGGCUGUUGCGCUUUUCCUGACGCGAGAGAGGACAAGAGAUCAAUCUCUAUGGAAACACUACUUCAAGAUUCUGCCACAGGAAACUGAUUCAACUAUAUACUGGUCAGAGGAGGAGCUAUCGGAGCUUCAAGGUACUCAACUUCUGAAAACAACACUGGCUGUGAAGGAAUAUGUGAAGAGUGAAUUUCUGAGACUGGAAGAAGAAAUCAUUCUCCCUAAUAAGAAGCUUUUCCCUUCUCCUAUUACAUUGGAUGACUUCUACUGGGCAUUUGGAAUUCUCAGAUCAAGGGCAUUUUCUCGCCUUCGCAAUGAAAAUCUAGUUGUAAUUCCACUAGCAGACUUGAUAAACCACAGCGCCAGGGUAACUACAGAGGAUCAUGCUUAUGAAGUUAAAGGAGCAGCAGGUCUUUUCUCUUGGGAUUUCCUAUUUUCCCUAAGGAGCCCCCUUUCUGUCAAGGCUGGGGAACAGGUAUAUAUCCAAUAUGACUUGAAGAAAAGCAAUGCCGAGUUGGCUUUAGACUACGGUUUCAUUGAACCAACUACCGAGCGAAAUGCAUACAGCCUCACACUAGAGAUAUCUGAGGCAGAUCCCUUUUAUGGUGACAAAUUAGACAUUGCUGAGUCCAAUGGUUUCAGUGUGUCAGAAUCAUUUGAUAUCUUCUACAACCGCCCACUUCCACCAGGGUUGCUUCUGUAUCUGAGGCUAUUAGCGCUAGGAGGUACUGAUGCUUUCUUAUUGGAAUCAAUAUUCAGAAACUCCAUCUGGGGUCAUCUUGAAUUGCCUGUGAGCCGUGACAAUGAAGAGCUAGUAUGCCGUGUUGUUCGAGAAGCCUGCAACUCUGCCCUUGGAGGUUAUCAUACAACUAUUGAAGAGGAUCUGAAACUAAAAGAAACAAAUAUAGAUUCAAGACUUGCAAUCGCAGUUGGAAUAAGAGAAGGGGAGAAGUUGCUCCUGCAGCAAAUUGAUGAGAUCUUCAAGGAGAAAGAAUUGGAGCUGGACCAAUUAGAAUAUUAUCAAGAAAGGAGGCUCAAGGAUCUUGGACUUUGCGGAGAAAGUGGUGAUGUUCUUGGGGAUCUUGGAAAAUACUUUUAAAUUUGCAGGAAGCAGUUAAAGACACACCAAAUCAUUGGUAAGUAAUGGAUGGAAUCUACCGAUACGAAUGCACCUUGGAUUCAAUCAAUCUUAAAAAUGAUUAUAAUCAAGUUUUAGACUCAGCUCCAUUUAUUGAUUACAACCCAUUACUUGAAAGCUUCAUGUACAUGUAAAGAGAAAAUGUAAUGCAUGUAUACACUUCUAUAUUGGUGCUAAUUUGUAAAGCAGUUGACCUUCGCGGGGCUAAUGAGAUUGAACUUUAGAAGGCAUGAUGUGAUCCUGAGGCUGCUACAUGAGUUAUUAUAGUACUAUUUUGAAUGGCCAUUUGUAAAUAUUAGAAUUGAUUUUUCCUACUAUAAUCAACAGAUGUGGCAUUUCAGGA
Molecule: messenger RNA, 1925 nt
Organism: Lotus japonicus
Lineage: Eukaryota; Viridiplantae; Streptophyta; Magnoliopsida; Fabales; Fabaceae
Product: ribulose-1,5 bisphosphate carboxylase/oxygenase large subunit N-methyltransferase, chloroplastic
Exons: 6
Coding region: 83-1543 (486 amino acids)
Biological process (GO): peptidyl-lysine monomethylation
Cellular component (GO): chloroplast
Molecular function (GO): [ribulose-bisphosphate carboxylase]-lysine N-methyltransferase activity; protein binding; protein-lysine N-methyltransferase activity
Source: RefSeq, a predicted model, not a curated record